Messenger RNA from Rhodofomes roseus, 842 nucleotides. RefSeq lists its product as uncharacterized. The record is from RefSeq and is a predicted model, not a curated record. Lineage: Eukaryota; Fungi; Basidiomycota; Agaricomycetes; Polyporales; Fomitopsidaceae. The transcript is spliced from 2 exons. Bases 58 to 396 code for a protein of 112 amino acids.
AUAUAGGGGACGCCUCCGCGUGGCUGUACAACGACACCGUUGACAGGGAAGGCGAACAUGGCGCACGCUGUAAGCGGACCACUUCUUCUCGCCCUCGCUCCUCCUCGCAGAGCGCAUCGGGCGCGGGCUCAUCCCGCUGGAAGCGAAGACUGGUAUGUACGCCCCCUCCCGCGCUCCCCUCAGUCACGCACCGGAUGGACAGUGGUCGAGUUGGGCGCGGGGUGUGCAUUGCUAUCGCUCCUCACGUCCACCCUCGCCCGCCCGCCUUCCCUCGUCGUGCUCACGGACUAUCCCGACGCGCCGAUCCUCGCCAACCUCACGCAGAACCUCCAGCAGAACGUGUCCCGCGUCUCACAGGGGUGCACCGUGCACAGCCGCGGGCAUGAAUGGGGCUAGGACCCCUGGCCACUCCUGUACGUCGACCCCACAUCUGAGUCGGUGCCCCGGCGCGACUGACAGUGACAGGAAACCUCAAAAUUUCUUUCGUGGACGCGCCGACGGACUGGCAGAUCCAAUGCUCACACUCGCCUCCCUUGUAUGUUACCUACGCGCCACCGACUCAACCAAAUACCAUACGCAAGCCCCUUUCUUUCAAACCUCGGGCGGGUGCGGUCAGCCGGGCUUACCCACCUUGUGAGUGGACGCAUAAUUUGCAAGGCAACUCGGACAUGCACCUCACAGCAAACGCGGAUGUGUACGUGCUCUCUCUGUGCUAGUGACGGACUCGGCGGUGGAGGUGGGUGAGUGAUCAUGUAGGCUACUCUUAGAUAGGCGGUCAAGAGAUGCGCGCGAUGUACAGUACCUUACCCAAAUCGCAAUUGAUAUGUCUACUAUUCGAACUU